AUGAACGAUAUAGCAGACAUUGUGCGAGCAAUUGGUCACCAACAAGGAGAAUAUGCAUACUAUCGCGCCUGCUACAGUCUCUUCAAGCAGCUACAGGACUUGGUGGCUAAAGUGACCGAGGACUUGAAUGGUCUUUGUGAGAGCCAGCAGUGCAACCCUUCUGAAGGGUUUUUAGCUGUCUCUCAAGUUGCCGAGGAUUUCAGGUCGUCAGUCCAAAGCAUCUCCGCCCACGAAAAGAAUGCCCGACUGGCAUUGGCCAACCUAUGUUCGUCCAACAAACCACAGACCAACCCUGACAGGGCAGGUAACGCUGAAUAG
Messenger RNA from Penicillium bovifimosum, 318 nucleotides. RefSeq lists its product as uncharacterized. Bases 1 to 318 code for a protein of 105 amino acids. The transcript has a single exon. The record is from RefSeq and is a predicted model, not a curated record. Lineage: Eukaryota; Fungi; Ascomycota; Eurotiomycetes; Eurotiales; Aspergillaceae.